Tauraco erythrolophus (red-crested turaco) is the source of this 1873-nucleotide messenger RNA. NCBI's taxonomy places the organism in Eukaryota, Metazoa, Chordata, Aves, Musophagiformes, Musophagidae. The record is from RefSeq and is a predicted model, not a curated record.
CCAGAAGAUGCUUCAGUGGUGAUACCUCUUUCACAAUGCAAGUUAUGAAUGAAAUUCAUUAACCACCAUCCCCUUCCUCACCCUGAUCUCUGAUAGACUUCCUGUAACGCUUGGAAGAAAGGGUCAGGGGAGAAGGGUUGAAGGUCACCAUGAAGCUAAAGCAGCGAGUUGUGCUGUUGGCCAUCCUCCUUGUCAUCUUCAUUUUCACAAAAGUUUUCCUCAUUGACAACUUGGACACCUCAGCUGCCAACCGGGAGGACCAGCGCGCCUUUCACCGUAUGAUGGCCAGCCUCCGUGUGGAACUGGACCCCCGACUUGACCACACGUUGCAGUCCCCUUGGGAGAUUGCUGCCCAAUGGGUGGUGCCCCGGGAGGUGUAUCCUGAGGAGACGCCCGAGCUAGGGGCUGUUAUGCAUGCCAUGACAACAAAGAAAAUAAUAAAAGCUGAUGUGGGAUACAAAGGGACCCAGCUGAAAGCUUUGCUAAUACUUGAAGGAGGACAGAAAGUUGUCUUCAAACCCAAGAGAUAUGCCAGGGAUUAUGUAGUGGAAGGAGAACCGUAUGCUGGCUACGACAGACACAACGCAGAAGUGGCAGCCUUUCACUUGGAUAGAAUUCUGGGUUUCCGACGAGCUCCACUGGUGGUUGGCAGGUUUGUGAAUCUACGUACAGAGAUCAAACCAGUAGCCACAGAGCAGCUUCUGGGUACCUUCAUGACUGUGGGUAAUAACACUUGUUUCUAUGGGAAGUGCUACUAUUGUCGGGAAACGGAACCAGCUUGUGCAGACGGGCUUCAGAAGCAUCGGCACCCAUGGGGUAGGACUUACCGUGAAGGCAAGCUUGCCAGGUGGGAGUAUGACGAAAGCUAUUGUGAUGCUGUGAAGAAGACUUCACCCUAUGACUCGGGCCCCCGUCUCCUUGAUAUCAUUGACACUGCCAUCUUUGACUAUUUGAUUGGGAAUGCUGACCGGCAUCACUAUGAGAGUUUCCAGGAUGAUGAAGGAGCCAGUAUGCUCAUCCUCUUGGAUAAUGCCAAAAGCUUUGGAAACCCUGCCCUGGAUGAAAGAAGCAUCUUGGCUCCUCUUUAUCAGUGCUGCAUCAUCCGGGUUUCUACCUGGAACAGACUCAAUUACCUGAAGAAUGGAGUACUGAAGUCUGCCUUAAAAACUGCUAUGUCGCAUGACCCCAUCUCACCAGUGCUUUCUGACCCUCAUCUGGAUGCCCUAGACCAGCGGCUUCUCAGCAUUCUGGCUACAGUGAAGCAGUGCACAGACCAGUUUGGGCCAGACGUUGUGCUGGUGGAAGACAGGAUGACACUGUCUCAUUUGUAAUUGUAGUGGAACACAGAUGAAACUCCUUUUUUUAAAAAAAAAAAAAAGAACAAACGAACAAACACACAAAAAAGCGAUAGAAAAACAGCACAAUCAGUUCAGAAAGGCUGUGGCCAAGAUGGACUGAAAUGAACAGGAAAGCUUCCGAGCCAGAGAAACAGAGGUGACACUGGCUUUUGCCUUGGGCUGACAGCAGUGAGAGGUGGGAAGUUGGAGCCUUGGAUGGCUCAGUGCCCAUAAGGGCAUCUUGGCCGUUGUGGUGUGUCCAUUGCCGGCAGUGGACAUGGCACUGGAUAAAAGUGGCUCUUGGUGUUGGUGGAAGUGUGUGGAACACAGACACUAAUUGGUGGACUGAAUCUAGAAGGGACAAAUGGAGAUGAACAGUACCAUCCCCUCCCCUUCUCUUCCCUACAUACACUCUUGCGAGUUUUUUUGUCUGAUUCAGGGUUGUACAUAAUCAGCUGGGAGCUGGUUAGGCGUUUUACUGCUUCUUUAGAGAAAGAGGAAGUGGUGAAUAAAAUAAUUAUUAGAUUGAAGAGUCG